AUGACGCCUCGACUCGCCCACUUCCAGCUUGUGAUGAUCCGCGACAUGAUUGACAGCAGAUCGCUGACUACCUCUCAGAUGGCCGACGCGGCUGGCUGCAGCAAAUGUUCGAUCAUAACCAUUAGUAGCAACCGUGCAGAUUUGAGAGAUCAUUAUCUGCAUCAGCUAUCAGAUUUCGAUUUCCGCUCGUAUCACCUGGUCUUCAUAGACGAACCAGGCUGUGAUAAACGGGCUGGCUUCAGGAGGACCCGCUGGUCCCCGCGCGGAGUGGCACCUGUCCAGGUUUCCCGUUUCCAGCGCGGACAGCGGCAUCAGAUUCUCCAAGUAUAUUGCCAAGAUGAUAUCUUGAUGUCAUUGACAGACGCGAGUAUAUUUGAAGUCUUUAUUGAGCAGCUCCUCCAUCAUUGUGGUGGAUGGCCGGGGCCAAAAUCCGUUCUUAUCAUGGACAACGCGUCUUUUCACCACACUGAACGAAUAGGAGAGCUAUGUUCAAAUGCCGGUGUCAAGCUGCUGUACUUACCACCACCAUACUUACCUGAUUUAAACCCGAUCGAAGAGUCCUUUGCGGAGCUCAAAGCAUUUGUACCCCACAAUCCACCACCACAUUAA
Messenger RNA from Aspergillus oryzae RIB40, 609 nucleotides. RefSeq lists its product as uncharacterized. The record is from RefSeq and is a predicted model, not a curated record. NCBI's taxonomy places the organism in Eukaryota, Fungi, Ascomycota, Eurotiomycetes, Eurotiales, Aspergillaceae. Bases 1 to 609 code for a protein of 202 amino acids. The transcript is spliced from 2 exons. Gene Ontology annotation, molecular function: nucleic acid binding.